Messenger RNA from Moneuplotes crassus, 1412 nucleotides. NCBI's taxonomy places the organism in Eukaryota, Ciliophora, Spirotrichea, Euplotida, Euplotidae. The record is from the annotation of a GenBank genome assembly.
AUGAUUGUUGAAGGCAGCAAUAUCAGCACAGUGAAAAAUUCUGAAGAAAACUCCUUUAAACAAGUAACAACUAGCGGGUUUUUGGAAAGAUCAGAUACUGGAAAAAGGCCAGUGAGGAAAUAAAUCCAGCGUAAAGAGAAUUAAUACUGACGGUUCUAUCUUAAGAAAUUUACCUAGUAAUGAGAGCCCUGUGAAGUACAUGAAUUCUCACAAAUCUGGUCAUAAAGGUGCAAAUCCUGACAUUCAAGCUGUUUUAAAAGGAAUCCAGAAGAUCUCUGCUAAGGAUAAUAAAGGAGGUCUUGUGACGAGAAAUAUCAGCAAGAGUACUAAUUUCAAGACUUUUUACUCAACUGCAUAUUCAAAUAAAAAGUCUAGGAUUCUCAAUGAAUCAUCUAGGAAGAAACUUGAUACUCCAGAAGCCAAAAAGUCUAUUGAAAAUAUGGAAAAACUUUAUAUUGAGAAUCUCCAAAGAAGAGGAAAUUGGGACUGUAAACAUCCCAGAUACGGAGAAAACAGAGCAGAGAUCAAACUCAAGAAGUACCUGAAGAAAUGGGGUGAUAAAAAGUCCAAGAAAGAAUCUGAAGCAAGAAGGAACAGAGAAAGUCAGUACUUGAUCAACCGAUUCAAGAGUAUUGGCUAUAACUCGAAAGAUAAUUUCUCAUCUCCUCAUCGACAAGCGAGGCUCAAGGAACAGAUUUAUAAGUGCAAACAAUUUCAGAACAUGAUGAGGGACCUUAGAAAGCACAAAAAAGGAUCAAAGCCGAACAGAAUCCAAGAACUCCAAGAUGUUGUCAAGAGCUCUUAUUUUUAUGUCUCAGAAGAUAAAAACCAAAAAUUAUGAAGUAAAGUUGAGAAAUCAAAUAUAAUUCUGAUGGACUCAAAAUCUGGUGAUGAGGAGAGAGUAGAGACUCCUGACAUUCACGCUAAAACGAUUGAAGAUAAAUAUGGAAGAAUCAAUAGUAUUCGGAAAUUUUAUGGCUUAAAAUGCAAAAAUAAGGGCAAAAAGGACAAAAUUAAGUUAGACAAUAUCUUUAAAUCUCAAGGAGAUCACUCAUCACUGUCUUAUUAUACCAAUAUGAAUGACGGCCAUGCAAAUAGUACAGGCCCAUAUACGAGUAUUUCAGCAAGAAAUAAAAAUAUAUCAAAAUACUUUGGCAAAAAUGGAAAAGAAGCUCAAUUAGAAGAAAUUCAACAGAUCAAGGAUUGUUUAGCAAAAGCUAAUACACUUUGAUCAGCAAGAGCAAUUGAAAAGGCAGUGUUGAUGCCUGAAGAGUUGCACGCAUACUCUCAGAUGAAGUCUUAUCCUAGACCUACACUCCUGUCAAGCCCAUUUAAUAAAGAGAAGACAAAGUCUCGGAGCAGAAGAAUACGUAAGUAAUAAUUUAUUGCUCUGGAUGAAUUACAAUUCAAUA